Messenger RNA from Sus scrofa (pig), 4492 nucleotides. It is a transcript of the gene ATOSB, whose product is annotated as atos homolog B. Lineage: Eukaryota; Metazoa; Chordata; Mammalia; Artiodactyla; Suidae. The record is from RefSeq and is a predicted model, not a curated record.
GAAAGACAAAAAAAAUAAAUAAAUAAAAAUUAAAAAAAAAAAAAUAAAGCAGGAGAAUUUAGAGCAGCUACUUAAAGCCUCUUGAUUGUACCAUGCUGCUUGCUUUCCCAGAGCACACUGAGACCUAGAACAUCUAUGAUCCUUCCCCCUAAACUGCUGCCCCAUGGUCUUUGCAAAUAAUUAAGUCCUAGGCCUGUGGUAGUGGCAAGUAGAUAGAACACGUUGGGUCACCAAGGGAUUAUUCCUUUCCUACAGUAUUCUAUGUCCACCUGCCUUGGAGUAAACUUUUACUAAGGCAAGUAGGCCCUGACAUUGGUACUCUGCAAUUUUGUUUCAAAUUUCCUAAACCCUGGGAGUUCUCUUGUGGCAAAGCAGGUUAAGGAUCUGGUAUUGUCAAUAUAGCAGCUUGGGUUGCUGCUGUGGCCUGGGUUUGAUCCCUGGCUGGGGAACUUCCACAUGCCACGAGAGUGGCCAAAAAAAAAAGAAAGGAAAAAGACAAUUUCCUAAAUCCUCUUCCUUACCAUUAGGGUGCCAGCAAGGAAGUCAGUCCACAGCAACUGGAUUCUUUUUCAGGAUUUUUCCCCUGGUUUGAGGUGAGGAGAAAGGAGCCUAGAGGAACUUACUUGUUUGUCUUUCCUAAGUAUAGGGCACGGGGAGGAAGUAGGGGAGAGAGCCUCUUUUUUACCGUCCAGUGAAAACCUCAGGGCUCUCAGGGCCCACACUACAGGCAAGGUAGAAACAAAGACCUUGAGCCUUCUGUGGCUUCUCAACUAUAAGAAUGAACUCCCACUCUUCUGGAGGCACAGCCAGGAAGCCUGCCCUGGCUGAUACCAAUUCUCCAGGGUCCCAGCUUGAGUCUUCCCUCUUUUGGCUCUGGUGUUUGUCUCUUGUUUCUGUGAAAGACUGGGAGAAAAAAACCUCUAAGUUCCAAACUGUCAGACUUGACAACAAGUGCAGGGAGAAAGGUAAACAGAACUGUUUAUUUUCUUAGCUUGCCCGCAGAGCAUCCCCUCUAAAAAAUUAUCUUUUCAUGUCUAAUCCUUGCAAAGGUUUCCAUUCUGGUCAUUAAAAAAAAUAGGAGAAUAAGAAUUAGGAAUUCUGGUUCUGCUGCCACUUAACUUGGCUGGAUCUGGACUGGGCCUGGGGCCCAGUGACUCAGGAGGAGGGUGGGGAGUUUCGAGGGAGCUGUGAGUCAUGGAUGUGAGCUCCAUCACAAAAGUUGGGCACAUUUUCCCCCAUUUUGGGCAAAAGCCUUCCUAUCCCACUUUUCCUGGGUGCUCUGCCUCCUUGAACAGGGCCUUAUGAAUAGAAAGAGACCGGCAGAAGGGCUGAAGCAGAAUGGAAAUUUAGAGACAUAAAGAAUUCUAGGUUCCUGAAUUAAAACAUAUCCCUGUCACAGGAGCCCUUGGGGCCCCUCUAAUGAAAACGAAAGAACAUAAAGAGAAAGAAGACUAUCAUUUCUCAGUGGAAAGAGUUAAGACCCCACUUCAGGACCUUUUCGUCUGCCCUGGCAUGAAGGAGGCUUCCUGGGCUUCUGGUCUAUGGAGCUCUGGUUUGCAAGGCAUGGCCAGGGUCCAGCUGAGCCCAGGAGCUGCACGGAAUGGUGGCAGUCACCUUGCCAGUGCAGCAGGCAUGGACCACACUGCAAGCUAGGAGAGCAAGGCAUCAGUCCGGAAGAGGGAACACACAGCUAGGCUUAAGGCCUCUGCAUCGGGAUGUCCCCAGGCCCCCCAGCCCAGGCCCAGCAUAAAGGCUGUGUGGGGGGGCCCCCCUGACCCAAGGGGGGGCUUCAUGCGCCACGUGCAGGCGGAGCUGUCUUCAUCCUCAGAGCCAGAGCCUGGCCCUUCACAGCCUGCAGUCAGGCAGGGGGCCCUCCAGGGUGGCCUGCUCAUGGGCUACAGCCCAGCAGGGGGGGCGACAUCCUCCGGGGUCUACCAGGUAUCCAUCUUUUCCCCUCCAGCUGGUGCCUCCGAGCCCCAUAGGGCCCUGAAACGGCCAGCCCCACCCACUGAGGGUCCCCGGGAGCUGAAGAGAGGCCCUGGGCUGGGGGCCAGAGAGGGACUACCCCCUGAAGAACUAUCUACUGUGGGGCUAUUGGGCCCAGAGGGACUGGGUGUGGCCAGCCAACAUUUCUGCCAUCAUGGCCUCCAUGUUGUGGAACAGGGAGGUAGCUCCACCUCACCUUGGACUUCCGGGGCCUGGAGUCCCCCCUGUCCCCCAUCAAAUGCUUCCUGCAAUACUUUGCACACCAGAGACUGGGCUUCCCCAGAUCCAGGGGGACAGGGGUCCCUGGGGGAGUCCCCAGGGCCAGCCCCUCCGGGCCAGCUGCACACACUUGACACUGAUUUGCACAGUCUUGCACAAACAGGGGGUAAGAGCCUAGUGGUUGGGGUGGGCAACAGGAGCAGCCCCUGGCCUAGGGAGUCCCCUGGCACUGCCAAUGGGCAUAGCCCCGAGCACACACCCCCUGGCCCUGGACCUCCAGGCCCCUGCCCCACCAAGCGAAGGCUGCUUCCUGCUGGAGAAGUCCUGGAUGUCAGCUCUGAGGAUGAGGGGCCAGCCCCUCGGAGGCGCCGGGGAACCCUGGGCCACCCUCCUGCUGCCAACAGUUCUGAUGCCAAAGCCACACCCUUCUGGAGUCACCUGCUGCCUGGGCCCAAGGAGCCUGUGCUGGACCCAACAGAUUGCAGUCCCGUGGGGCGGAGGCUGAAAGGUGCCCGCCGCCUGAAGCUGAACUCCCUUCGAAGCCUCCGGAAGGGGCCAGGCCUGCUGAGCCCCCACAGUGCCUCCCCUGUUCCUACCCCUGCCGUCAGCCGUACCCUGUUGGGCAACUUUGAGGAAUCACUGCUGCGAGGACGCUUUGCACCAUCUGGCCACAUCGAGGGCUUCACAGCAGAGAUUGGAGCUAGCGGAUCCUACUGCCCUCAGCAUGUCACGCUGCCUGUCACCGUCACCUUCUUUGAUGUUUCCGAGCAAAAUGCCCCGGCCCCCUUCCUGGGCGUCGUGGACCUGAACCCCCUGGGGAGGAAGGGUUACAGCGUGCCCAAGGUGGGCACCAUCCAAGUGACCUUAUUUAACCCCAACCAGACUGUGGUGAAGAUGUUCCUUGUGACCUUUGACUUCUCGGACAUGCCUGCUGCCCACAUGACCUUCCUGCGCCACCGCCUCUUUUUGGUGCCUGUGGGUGAGGAGGGAAAUGCUAGCCCCACCUGCCGCCUCCUCUGCUACUUGUUGCACCUCAGGUUCCGGAGCUCCCGCUCAGGCCGCUUAAGCCUACAUGGAGACAUCCGCCUGCUUUUUUCCCGCCGGAGCCUGGAAUUGGACACAGGGCUCCCCUACGAACUGCAGGCUGUGACUGAGGCCCCUCACAAUCCACGUUAUUCACCUUUGCCCUGAUUGCCAGUGCCCUGAACCCAUGUGGGCCAAGGACCUGCCCAACCUGCUUCAUCCUGGACAGAGCAAACACGUGGAGAGGUGGCGAGAGACCCUUCAGGCUUGAAUUAAAGCCCUCGCCAUGCUCAUGCCCAAAUUGAUUAUUUGGGUGUUUAAAACUUCUGAUCUUACCAUACUCUGCCCUACUCUGAGUACUCCAUGUGCCUGCCCCCUCCCUUGGGUUUCCCAGGCCAGCUGAGGUAGCAGGGAGGAACUGGAGCUACCCCGAGAUUGUCCUAAGUUCCCAGGCAAGUCAUGCCAGCGUUGCCUCCCUGUCCUGGGCAGGGGCCACUUAUUAUUUAAUUUAUUUUUAAUUUAUAAUUUAUUCAAAUUGGAUUGCCUUGGUAACCUCCCAAACCUGAUAAUUGGCAUUGCCCCCUCCCCCUUUCCCACUCUCAGAUAUUGCUCCAACCUCAGGAGUUGAAGAGGCUGUUAUGGGGGCUGUCGGAGAACUGCUGUCCCUCAGCUGAGAGCAGAGAAGUUAUCCCAGAAGGACUGAGUCACUAGCCAAAAACUCAGCUUCCUCUGUCCCUCCCUAUUCCUUUCACUUCCCCUACCCUCUCACCUCUUUCUGAAAGCCAACUUGUGUGUGUGUGUGUGUGUGUGUGUGUGUGUGUGUGUGUGUGUGUGUGUGUGGUAUGUGUGUGAGAAACAGCGUUUAUGGAUGUGUGCACACACAGGGGUUAACCACCCCUCAUCUAGGACUCCAGACUCCCAGCUGUCCCUCUCUUCUUGUCUGUAUCUCCUUGCUUUGGGGUCCUGACUGAGGAAGGUAUUCAGGGGGCAGAGUCAGGGCCAAGGAAUGGAGUGCCUCCUCUCAUCUGGCCAGACUCUGACCCACCUACCUCAGCUGGGGCGAGGGGCACCCCUUAAACUCAGUCAUGUAGUUACCAACUACCCCAUUCUCCACUCCAGACUCUGAACCAGCCUUAGCUCUGAUGCCUGGGGCUGGGCUGAGGGGAACAAGCAUUUGCUGAAACUUGAAAAAAAAACAGGAAAAAAUUGUACCUGGUACUUUUUUUAGGAAAAAAAAAAAAGAAUAAAUUGUUUGGAAACUUGA